AUGAUGUUGGAAUUAAUUAAUGUAAUUUUACUCAUUCCUAUUUUCUAAAUAGCAACAAUAAGUUUAAAAUAAUUGCAAAAAAUAUCUUAAUUCUUAAUAAUUACCUUAAGAAUUCAGUGAUAUUUGUUUUUGAUGAUGAUAUUGAAUUGAUUAGUGUAAAAUCAAUUUAGAAUACACUUAUAGAAUCUUCAAUUUUAUCAACAUUAUUGAUUAUCAAUUAAUAAAGGGUUUUUUGCAUAAUUGAUGAUUUUGAAGAUUAUUAAAGUGCUUUAUAAGAAUCAAGCAUGAUAACUAUUUAUUCAAGUCUUCAAAUUAAUAAUUUCAUUGUUAUUAUUAAAAAUUUUUAAGUUUAAGAAAAUAAACUAUUAAAUACUUUAUAUCUGAAAAUUUUCCUAUUUAAAUUACAUUGCCAUUCAUUAGUAAUCUAAAAUGCGAAAUUCUUAAAUUUACAAAAUAUGGCAGUGUUUUAUCUUUUUGAAAUCAAUUAGAUUGUAUUUGAUUCUGUAAUAUUAGAAAAUUAUUAAUAAGACCAUAAAGUUCUUAUUUCAUAAUAUUGUAUUGAUCAAGUCUAAUUUAGGAGUUAAUUAUUGUAAAUUACAGCUUUUAGUAAUUAUCAUUGUCAAAAAUUAAAGUUAUAAAUCAAUUUAGUAUUAAUUAUUCAUUAAUUGAUAUUAAUUUUAGUACUUAAUUCAUUAUUGAUUCGAUAAGAUAAGUAAUAUUAGUGAAUGUAUAAUUUAAAGGGAAUAUAUUAUUAAAGAACAAAUAAUCCAAUUAAUUAUCUUUGAUUACUAUUUUUUCUCAAUAUAAUUUAAAUAUUAAACUAAUUGAUAUUUAACUAAUCUAAAACAUUGUAAAUCAAUAAAUUGAUGAACCACUUGACUCAUAAACUAAUCUAUAACAUAUAAAUUCAUUAGAUAGUUUUGUUUAAAUUCAUCAAUUAUAUUGUAAUCAAAAUGCUUUAACUAAUUCAACUAAUCCAUUCAUAACUGUUACUGCCACAUCACUUGAAAUUUCUAAUUUAAUAUUUAUGAAUUCUAAUGUUUUAUCGUAAACUUAAUGGUAACAUUUUUAUGAUUUUGAAUUAGAUGAUAAAUAUAAUCAACAAGAAAUUAAUUUAAUUAUUCAAUCAACAUUUAAAAUAUUAAAUUAAGGAAUUUAUGUUGUAGCUUCCACUUUUAGUUGUACAGAAAGUUUUUUUUAAGAAAUUAUUGCUUUUAAAAGUUCUAUUUUCUCAAUCAAAACUCAAGGAUAAGGAAUAAUCAAAAUUAAUAAAAUUUAGAUCGAUUCUGUUUAUACAAAUUUGUAAGAUAGUGGUAGCACAGGUUUUAUAAAUAUAGAUUCAACAAACAGUCUUUUAUAUAUUGAGCUAAAAUAAAUAAAAUUUACAAAUAUCUUUAAUAGAAUGAGUGCUUCAUUAUUUACUAUUACAUCCUCUUUAAAAUAAAAUAUUAUUCAAAUAAAUAAUAUUGAAAUAAAAAAUAGCCUUUCCUUUAAUGAACACAAUUAUUUAAGUUAAAUUUUCAGCAUAAAUAAUGAAAGAAAACUAAGUAAGUAUUAAUAAUUUAUCAAUUUAUUCAAGUGAAGAAGUGUGGAUUAAAUUUUUUUCCUAUAUUGGCCAAAUAACAUAAUCUGAAUUAGAAAAUAUAUAGAGGGAAGAUAACUUGAUGAUAUAUUUUGAAAAUUGCAAAAUUGAAUUAAAAAAUCUAUGGGUAGAAGGAAUAACUAUUUCUCCAAUUUUAAAAUUCUCAAAUAUAUUUAAAUUAAAGCUAUUAGAUUGUAAGAUAAUAUCUAUUUAAAAAUUACAUUCAUUUGAUCUUAUACAUCUAACUUAAACCUUAAUAAUAGAAUCAAAAAUUUAUGUUGAAAAACUGAAGAUAAUAUAAAGUAAUAGGAUGAAAUUCCUAUUUUUUAAAAUUUCAAUUAUUAAAUUGCAGUUUGCAAUAUUUGGAGAUAUACAUCAAUAACACAAUAAAUUAUUUAUUCCAAUAUAAUAAGUUAGUUUUAAUCUUCUGAUUAUCAUUCAAAUCAGAUGAUGUAUGUACAAAGCAUUUCUGACUAAAAUUCUCUUAUUUUUUAAGAUAUUGAAUUGAUUAAUAAUAAUGGAACAGACUUUUCAGAUGGAAUAAUCACAUUUGAAGUUGAACAAUUUAAGAUUUUUAAAAUAAUUAAUUUUUUUUGCUAUCAGAAUAGUGUGAAAUAAAAUGGCUGCAUUUAUUUUUUAAUUUAAAGUAUUAUUAAUUAAAUUAUUAGAAUCAGAGAUUCGAAUUUCAUAGAGAAUAUCGAAAUCUUGGAGGUGCAAUAUUAAUUUAAAACGUUAGAUUAAAGAUGACAAAUUGUAAAAUAAUAUCCAAUUAUGUAAAGCAAAUCUGGUGGAUUGUUUUUAUAAUUAAAAAGUACUGAUUUUUAAAUUAAAUCAACAAUUGGGGAUAAGGAAAUUAAAUAUGUGAUUUGGGCAUAUAGGAGCAUUGUGUGAAGAAUGUGAUAUUUAUAAUAUAAGAGGGGGUGGAAAAUAUUUAAAAAUUAAGAAGUUGUAUAUCUUGUUUUGGUGUUUAGGAUAGUAUAAUCCCAUUCAUUGGGGCAUCGAUUUGGUAAUUUAAUUUAAUAUUCAGCUCGUUUAUAUCAAUCAUUAUCGCCUUAAGAAGCAUUGAUUAGUCUAAUCAAUUAUUCAAAAAUUUUAAAUUAUAAUAAAGGUUUAGCAAAAUUAUUUUUAACCUAGAAUAAGGUAAAUAAAUCAUUUAUUUUUAGGUCAUGAAAGUUUUUUAAUUAAAAUGUUAUUAAACUAUUUAUGGAUCUAUUCUGUUAUAUUUACAUUCAAUAUAAAAUUUUAAUUUUCAUUUACUUUUGUUGAUUCAGCAAGAAAUACUUCUUACUAUUUGUCUAACAAUUUAGAUUGUUAUUUAUCAGAAAAUCAAUCAAUAAAAUUGAUUUAUUCUAAAAUAAUUACGAUGCUUGUAUUAAUGACAUUCUAAUUCAUGCUUAUUAUAAUUAUAAUUCUCAUCUACAAUUAAUUGGAAAAAAAAAAUAAAAAUUUAGAGAUUAUUUCUAAUUCUCUACUCUACCUUUACAUUUCAAAUUAUGGUGGUUUGAUUAAAAUGUAAUUUUAUGAUUUUUAUUUUAGGUAUUUUUCAAUUAUCUCAAAAAGAGAUAUUUCAAGUUAGAGUUACAUUCAAGGUGAUGUUUCUCUCCUUUUUGGAUCUAAAGAACAUUUAAUUUGGAUUUUUUCUUUGUUAUUCCAGGAAUAGGAGUUUUUAGUUUGAUUAUUCCUCUUUUUCUUUUUAUUGUCAUGUACAUUAAAAAAGAUUAGCAUGUAGCAUUUAAAUUAGAAAACAUUUUUGUUAUCUAAUUAAUGAAUACAAUAAUAGAAGUUAUUUUUGGGAAGAAAUAAAACUCAUUAAAAAGACAAUUAUUAUUUUAAUUUUAACAUAUUUUGAGACUUAUAUUUUACUAAAAGCAUCAUUGUUGGGAUUAUGUUUACUUUUUUAUUAGCUCCUAGCUUUUAAAAAGAAACCAUAUAUUCUUUCCAAUUUUAAUAGUAUGGAUUUAUUUUCAGCACAAAUUUGCUCAAUUACAAUUUUUCUUAGUGCUGUUUAAUAUGUAUCAGAGUAAGAACAUAAUUAAUUUUCAUCAAUAUCACUCUCUACUUUUAUUGUUCUUUUUUGUCUUAAACUUUGCUAUUCAUUUAUCAAGGGUAUAUUAGAAGUUUACACUAUAAAGUAUUCUUUCUUAAUCUUAAAAUUUUUAAAUUUAAUUUUGAAUAAGAUUUGGCCCGAUUCAAAUUUAACAAAAAAGUUAUCCAAACAUAUACAAAGAUCAAGUUAAAGAAAUGAGAGAUUGAAAUUUUUGAUUCAUAAACUUCAAUAAUAUUUGAUAAAAAUUUCUAAAUCUUAAAUUGAAAAUCACAGAAAAAUUCUAAACCUUCAAAGUUAAAUUACUAAAUCCUUACAGUCCGAAUUAAAAUACCUUUUAAACACCGAUACCAAAUGA
Messenger RNA from Paramecium sonneborni, 3984 nucleotides. The record is from the annotation of a GenBank genome assembly. NCBI's taxonomy places the organism in Eukaryota, Ciliophora, Oligohymenophorea, Peniculida, Parameciidae.